Molecule: messenger RNA, 3325 nt
Organism: Sciurus carolinensis (gray squirrel)
Lineage: Eukaryota; Metazoa; Chordata; Mammalia; Rodentia; Sciuridae
Gene: Tmem198
Product: transmembrane protein 198
Exons: 5
Coding region: 1402-2484 (360 amino acids)
Biological process (GO): positive regulation of canonical Wnt signaling pathway
Cellular component (GO): cytoplasmic vesicle; plasma membrane
Source: RefSeq, a predicted model, not a curated record
GGGUGGAGCCGGCUUAGGACAGAAGCGGGUAAGUUCAGCUCACGACGGGUUGGAGCCCAGAGAGGGCUUCAGACUGGCCCCAGGGUUUCAGGGAAGCAGGGCCAUCGGAAGUUAUCGGGCCCAAAGACUUCCUGGCCGGCCAGCCCCUUCCUUCCGGAGCCUGACCCGGCCUCCGGCGGCCUCCCCCACGCGCGCGUCCAGGCCGGUGCUCGGGGGUGGGGCAGGCGGAGCUGAUCACUACCUGACGGCCUUCUUGGCGGCCUGGCCGGGCUGUGCCGGGUGGUAGGGCAAGACACGCGGUUCCCAGUUCUCUGCGCCGGCCCCGGGCCUCUCGCGCUCCGCUCCUGGUUGCACCGAGUUGGGUCGGCGAGCCGCGUUGGUGUUGCCGUGAGGCGGCAGCUCAGAGUCUCCGGGUUGCGGGGGCCCUGGGCCGCACGGCUCCUCCACCCAGGUGACGCUGAGCAGGCUCAGGGUGAAUCCCAGGGAGAUGCCCACAGCCACGGGCCCUGCGGGCCGCAGCACCGACAGCAACAGCGAUGCCCGCAUGGCGCCCGGACCGCGGGCCCCCGGCCCCAGCGCAGCCCCAGAGCAGCCCCAGGAGGCUCCGAGGGGGCGGGACCGGGGAGGGGGCGGAUCCGGAGGGCCGGGGCCCAGCGGGCGGGCCCGCUCCCUCCCCGCCGAGCGGAGCCAGCAGCCCGAGCCGAAUCCCCAGUGCAGUGCUUCGAUCUCCCUCCAGUUGCGCUCGGCGCGGGAGCCUCGGCCGCUGCAGCCGCUGUCCGACGUGUCACUGCGAGGGCCCCGCCCCCGGGGUGGGGUCUCAGGCUCCAGCUACCGGAGAGGGAGGAGAAGGGGGAGGUUAAAGGGGAAGGACCCCCGGAAGUGCCCCCUCCUCAGUGCCGGAGAGGGAGACGCCGGGGGCGGAGUCCCCUACCUCCCCCUGGCGUGGUUGGUGCGUCCCGGGUGACGUCAGAAGCAGCCCGCCCCUGCUUGGAUGGUGCGUCCUGAGUGACGUCAGGAGUAGAGGGCCGGAGCUGUCCAUCAGCACCAAAGGCCGCGGGCGGGCUCAGGGCAUGGGGCCGCGGCUCUGGGGCAGCCCGAGCCCCAGCUCCUGCUCUUUUCUCUUUCCCGGGGUCCGUCCUGAGUCCCCGAACGCCGCGGGACUGGACUGCCAGCCGGUGUUGGAGGUGGAGCGGCGACGCCGCCGCGCAGAGACCGGUGUCUCCGGCCCAGCAGCCCCAUUCCCCACACGGCGGACUUUCCCUAGACCCCUGUCAGUUGGAUCCUCUGGCACCCCGCAACCCCGGCCCCUCCGACCCCUGCACGGCCUCUUUCGCUCAGAAGCCCAGGUCGCCUCCAACCCAGGUUGAUCUGGGAGGGCGAUCCCCUUCCAUUCCCAGCACUAUGCCGGGCACUGUGGAGACACUGCGGUUCCAGUUGCUGCCCCCUGAGCCAGAUGAUGUCUUCUGGGGUGCACCUUGUGAACAGCCCCUGGAGCGCAGAUACCAGGCACUGCCGGCCCUCGUCUGCAUCAUGUGCUGUUUGUUUGGAGUCGUCUACUGCUUCUUUGGUUACCGCUGCUUCAAGGCAGUACUCUUCCUCACUGGGCUGCUGUUUGGCUCAGUGGUCAUCUUCCUGCUGUGCUACCGAGAGCGGGUGCUGGAGACGCAACUGAGUGCCGGGGCGAGUGCAGGCAUCGCACUGGGCAUUGGGCUGCUCUGCGGGCUGGUGGCCAUGCUGGUGCGCAGUGUGGGCCUCUUCCUGGUGGGGCUACUGCUCGGUCUGCUGCUCGCCGCUGCCGCCCUGCUGGGCUCUGCACCCUACUACCAGCCAGGCUCAGUGUGGGGCCCACUGGGUCUACUGCUAGGGGGCGGCCUGCUCUGUGCCCUGCUCACGCUGCGCUGGCCCCGCCCACUCACCACCCUGGCCACCGCGGUGACUGGUGCGGCACUCAUCGCCACUGCUGCUGACUACUUUGCUGAGCUGCUGCUGCUGGGGCGCUACGUGGUGGAGAGACUGCGGGCCGCACCGGUGCCUCCCCUUUGCUGGCGGAGCUGGGCCUUGCUGGCACUCUGGCCCCUGCUCAGCCUGAUGGGCGUUCUGGUGCAGUGGCGGGUGACGGCAGAGGGGGACUCCCACACCGAAGUGGUCAUCAGCCGGCAGAGACGGCGUGUGCAGCUGAUGCGAAUUCGGCAGCAGGAAGAGCGCAAAGAGAAGCGGCGGAAGAAGAGACCCCCUCGGGCUCCCCCCAGAGGUCCCCGGGCUCCUCCAAGGCCUGGGCCCCCUGACCCUGCUUAUCGACGCAGGCCAGUGCCCAUCAAACGCUUCAAUGGAGACGUCCUCUCCCCGAGCUACAUCCAGAGCUUCCGGGACCGGCAGACUGGGAGCUCCCUGAGCUCCUUCAUGGCCUCACCAACAGAUGCAGACUAUGAGUAUGGGUCCCGCGGACCACUGACAGCCUGCUCAGGACCCCCCGUGCGGGUAUAGCUGUAUCUCUGCCUGUCUAGACUCUGCAGUCACCAGCUCUGCCAGCCUGAGGAGGCUUGCCAGACCACCACCCAGGCUGCCUGGCCCUGCGGCCUUUGGCUGUCCCUCUCCACUCCCUGGAGAGGACUGGCUGGCCACUAGAAGGAAGAUCUAUCUCAGGCUAAGCCUGGCCUGAGGGGAAAGCUCCCUUCCAAGCUCCCAAGGGACUCCUGGGGGACUUGGGGUGUGAGCCCUACUGGGGUGUGCUCAGGGGAGUGAGUGUGUCACCUAUGUAUGUGUGUGUGUGAGGCGGUAGGCUUGGAGGGGACACUGGGACCCUUGCCUUAGAUUUCUGAUUGGUAGGGCUUCUCUAGGGCUGGCCCCGCUUCCUCUCCUACUGCUGGGGUCCCAUGGACCAUGCUCCUGCAUGUCUACAUGGAGGAGGCCACCUUCCUCCCUCAUCACUCCACCUCCCAACCAUUCAUCUAAAGGUUCUUGUCCCUGUCUACAGGGCAGACUGCAGCACCCUUCACCCUAGUCCCCUGGCCUCUGCAAAGCCAUGUGCCUGAGGGCAUUGUCAGGGGAUGGGGUGCUGCUGUGGGCUGGGUUGGGGGGGAGGGUCAAGGGAGAGGGCUUAAAUGCACGGUGCAUGUCUGGUGUCUGUCAUGCCACCCAUGACACCUCAUGCUUCUGUCUCUCCCCACCCCACCCUGUUUUACAAUCUUUUAUAAAUGUGCCAAACUGCAUGGCCUCUGCCAGGAGUGGUGGUCUUAAGUGACUGGCACUUCUGUGGGCCUUGGCCCUGUGCCACUUACUACAGGGGCUUCAUGCAAGGUCUGUCCUCACAGAGAGGCACACAGAG